UCAGUACUGCCCGAGAACGGCAAGGCGUCACCGCAAUGCCAAACAACGCCUGGCCGUGACCUUCAACCAGACAAACAAGUGGAGGCUUCUCCCUCUAAUAAAACGUGUGCAUUAACAAGGACCUCAGGCAUGGAGCUCCAAUGGCGGCCCUGCCGACCUCGCACCGGCCCCUCCCUCGCUACCCGGAUAUAUCCACACAUAUUCAUAUAUAUAUCGCCGAAUGCAUGCUCUGUUACAUGCUGUGGUUGGUGGCAUGCUGCCUCUUGCUCCUCUUGUACGGCGUUAGAUUCAGGUCUGGUUGCUGUCAUGGCCAUGGGCCGAGGGGCUACCCGGUGAUCGGGUGCCUGGUCGCCUUCUACCGGAACCGGCGGCGGCUACUGGACUGGUACACCGAGCUGCUGGCGGCGUCGCCGACGCAGACGAUCGUCGUUAACCGGCUGGGCGCGCGGCGGACCGUGGUGACAGCGAACCCGGUGAACGUGGAGCACAUCCUCAGGAGCAACUUCGGCAACUACCCCAAGGGGAAGCCCUUUACCGACAUACUCGGCGACCUGCUAGGCACGGGCAUCUUCAACGUCGACGGCGAGCUGUGGUACGCACAGCGGAAGCUAGUGAGCCACGAGUUCUCGGCGCGCGCGCUCCGGGAGUUGGAGGUCGCCGUGCUCGAGGACGAGGCGCGGGAACGCCUCGUACCGGCGCUGGGCCUGGCCGCGGCGCGCGGCGACGCCGUUGACAUGCAGGACCUGCUCCGCCGGUUCGCAUUCGACGUCAUCUGCCGGGUGUCGCUCGGCGUUGACCCCGGGUGCCUUGACCCGGCAUUGCCGGCGCCGAGGCUGGCCGCGGCUUUCGACGCCGCUGCGGGAAUCAUCGCCCGGCGCGGUGCCGCGCCGGUGGCCGCCGUGUGGAAGGCGAAGCGCGCGCUGGACGUCGGUUCGGAGCAGCGGCUGCGAGAGGAGAUCAAGGUCAUCCAUGAGGCCGUCAUGGACCUGAUCCAUAGCCGCAAGAAGGAGCGAGCUCUGGUCAACGGCAGUGGCGAUGGGCAGAGGAACGACUUGCUGUCGCGGAUGAUCGAAUUCGGCUACCCGGACCAGGCGAUACGCGACAUGGUGAUCAGCUUCAUCAUGGCCGGCCGCGACACGACAUCGUCGGCGCUGACGUGGUUCUUCUGGCUGCUCACCCGCCACCGCGACGUCGAGCAGGAGAUCCUGAAGGAGGUCACGGGCGCGAGCCACGCCGCCGGCAGCGAGGGCAAGAUGCGCGUGCUCCACGCCGCGCUGUGCGAGACGAUGCGGCUGUACCCGCCGGUGGCGUGGGACUCGAAGCACGCGGCGGCGGGCGACGUGCUGCCCGACGGCACCCGCGUGGAGCGCGGCGACCGCGUCACCUACUUCCAGUACGGCAUGGGGCGGAUGGAGUCCAUCUGGGGCACCGACGCCGCCGAGUUCAGCCUCCAAAGGUGGCUAUCUCUGCCCGAAGACACCGCUCCGCCAGCCGCGGUCGGCGGCGUGUCGCCGUUCAAGUACCCGGUGUUCCAGGGCGGACCGCGGACGUGCCUUGGCAAGGAGAUGGCCUUCGUGCAGAUGAAGUUCGUGGCCAGCGCCGUGCUGCGCCGGUUCGAGCUUGUCCCCGUGGACGAGGGCCGCGUGCCGGUGUUCGUGCCGCUGCUGACGGCGCACAUGGCCGGCGGGCUCAACGUGACGGUGAGGAGCAGAGGGGAUCAGAUCACAGGCAGCACACACACAUAAUUGCAGCAGGAAAUUAAGUAGUAGUUGACUCUCGUUUAAGUACCACAAGAAGAAGGAUUAACUAGUUCGUGCAUUACUACAUAUCUUUCUUCAAUGGAUUAUUGCUGCUUACAAUUAGUGUACACUUUGUACCAUAUGAUGAUCAUAUGAAACAGAUACACAACACACAUAUUUCCACUUCAACAAA
This is a messenger RNA of Phragmites australis (common reed), 1932 nucleotides long. Its product is annotated as cytochrome P450 94B3-like. Gene Ontology annotation, molecular function: iron ion binding; heme binding; monooxygenase activity. The record is from RefSeq and is a predicted model, not a curated record. Bases 141 to 1745 code for a protein of 534 amino acids. The transcript is spliced from 2 exons. NCBI's taxonomy places the organism in Eukaryota, Viridiplantae, Streptophyta, Magnoliopsida, Poales, Poaceae.